Trypanosoma theileri is the source of this 753-nucleotide messenger RNA. Its product is annotated as putative protein kinase. The transcript has a single exon. The record is from RefSeq and is a predicted model, not a curated record. Lineage: Eukaryota; Euglenozoa; Kinetoplastea; Trypanosomatida; Trypanosomatidae. Gene Ontology annotation, biological process: mitochondrial translation. Gene Ontology annotation, cellular component: ribosome; mitochondrial large ribosomal subunit. Bases 1 to 753 code for a protein of 250 amino acids. Gene Ontology annotation, molecular function: structural constituent of ribosome.
AUGACCACUGCCGGCAUAAGGCGGCUUGCCGGUGGCGGUCGUGUUGCUGCGUGCACUCUCUCAAGCAGUCCACUUGCCGCUGGUGGUGCUUCUCUUCUCGCCGUUCCCGCACUGACAGUAGCCACACGUGGCCGCUUUUACCGCCCGCUGGUCAAUCAAGGCAUCAAUCUCUGGCGCCGCCGUAUGGGCCGUAUACACGCCGGCUGGAACACGUGGGAAUAUCAACACACGCGGCCCGACCCUCGUCCGUUCCCGGAACCCGCAGUGAAUGAUUACUUUGGCCGCAGUCGACUGUGGAACCCAAUCGCUGGUAAAAUGGGGUUUCUGAAGAAGAAGGCGGAGGAAUGGGGAUGGCCCCAUCAACGACCACCGCCAACAGGGUUGCGACGUUCACAGGAGUUUUUUCCCUUUUUUUUCGCACGAUACUUUCCCGACGUGGAAGUGCGACUAAUGUUGGACAGCGUUCUCAAUAAUGAGACAACCCGACCAGUGUUUCUCAUCCCGUGCGACAUGUCCAAAGCGGAGCUCGCGAAUUAUUUGAGGAAUAUUUAUGGUGUUGAUAAUGUUGUCCGAAUUCGGGUACGCAACAUGCGUGGUCGACGAUACAAAAAUGAGGUUGGUGAAAUAAAAGAAAUGGAUGACUAUAAGGUUGCUAUUGUAGAGUUAGAUUCUCCUGUUUCAGUGGAGUUUAAGCAGAUUAAGGGAACAGAGGACACUCCCGAUAAUAAACCACAAACACGCAUUAGUGGAUGA